AUGCCGAGAUGUUCUUCUUCUUCUUCUUGCCGUCUCCGGGCAUCUCUCUCGACCAGCUUCUUUUCUCCGCUCACCGGCGGAAGCAUCUCCAGCGACUUCUCCGGAACCAAGCUCCGGCCGGAAUCUCUCAAUCCGGCUUAUCUCUCCAGUUCCAAGCCUAAGCGCGGUGUCGUCACUAUGGUCAUUCCUUUCUCAAAGGGGCCUAUAUCUGAACAGCCUCCUCCUGAUCUGGCAUCAUACUUGUUCAAAAAUCGAAUUGUUUACUUGGGAAUGUCUCUUGUCCCUUCAGUUACCGAGUUGAUGCUAGCAGAGUUUCUUUAUCUUCAGUUUGAUGAUGCAGAGAAGCCAAUCUACCUAUACAUAAACUCAACAGGAACAACCAAGGGUGGUGAGAAAUUGGGCUAUGAUACUGAGGCUUUUGCAGUCUAUGAUGUCAUGAGUUAUGUGAAGGCACCAAUCUUUACUCUCUGUGUUGGGAAUGCUUGGGGUGAAGCUGCUUUGCUUCUGACUGCUGGUGCAAAAGGAAAUCGUUCUGCGUUGCCCUCAUCAACGAUUAUGAUAAAGCAGCCAAUUGCUCGGUUUCAAGGUCAAGCAAGUGAUGUUGAUGUUGCAAGGAAAGAAAUCAACAACAUAAAGAAAGAAAUGGUCAAGCUGUUGUCAAUGCAUACCGGUAAAUCCCCAGAGCAGAUUGAAGCUGACAUGCAACGCCCGAAAUAUUUUAGUCCCAGUGAGGCCGUUGAAUAUGGGAUCAUAGAUAAGGUCCUUUAUAACGAACGAAGCAAGCAGGACAGUGGAGUUGUUUCGGACCUUAAGAAGGCUCAACUCAUAUGAGAGUUGGGAACACUGGCGUCCUGAUCCCCAGAUAUGAACUGAACCAUAACAUAUUUAUGGAAAACGGAGCUUCCAACGCAACGGAGAUCAGAUGAGAGGUGACAUCAAUGGAACCAACGGACAUAAUGUUAUGUUUGUAUAAUGAUACAUGCCUUUAGGAUUCUUCUCCGAACAGAGAGACUCUCAGAUUCCUAGGCCUGUGAAAUGCCAUUGCCUGCUAUUCAACAACAGUCAGGUCAAGUGUUGUCUCUUUUUUUUUUAAAACAUUUUUAAAAUAAUCAACUUCUUUUGUUUCAUACAUGAUAUGUAUGUGUUGUGUUUCUA
Tarenaya hassleriana is the source of this 1155-nucleotide messenger RNA. Its product is annotated as ATP-dependent Clp protease proteolytic subunit-related protein 4, chloroplastic. Lineage: Eukaryota; Viridiplantae; Streptophyta; Magnoliopsida; Brassicales; Cleomaceae. The record is from RefSeq and is a predicted model, not a curated record. Gene Ontology annotation, cellular component: endopeptidase Clp complex. Bases 1 to 831 code for a protein of 276 amino acids. Gene Ontology annotation, biological process: protein quality control for misfolded or incompletely synthesized proteins. The transcript has 8 exons. Gene Ontology annotation, molecular function: ATP-dependent peptidase activity; ATPase binding; serine-type endopeptidase activity.